Molecule: messenger RNA, 3629 nt
Organism: Suncus etruscus (white-toothed pygmy shrew)
Lineage: Eukaryota; Metazoa; Chordata; Mammalia; Eulipotyphla; Soricidae
Product: mitochondrial dynamics protein MID51-like
Biological process (GO): mitochondrion organization; positive regulation of mitochondrial fission
Cellular component (GO): mitochondrial outer membrane
Source: RefSeq, a predicted model, not a curated record
AUGGCAGGCGCUGGGGAGCGCAAAGGCAAGAAGGAUGACAAUGGCAUUGGCACGGCCCUCGAUUUUGUGCUCUCCAAUGCCCGGCUGGUGCUGGGCGUGGGAGGGGCCGCCAUGCUGGGCAUCGCCACCCUGGCGGUGAAGCGGAUGUAUGACCGCGCGGUCAGUGCCCCCACCAGCCCCACCCGCCUAAGCCAUUCUGGGAAAAGGAGCUGGGAGGAGCCCAACUGGAUGGGUUCCCCCCGACUGUUGAACAAGGACAUGAAGACGGGCCUGAGCCGGUCCCUGCAGGCCCUUCCCACGGACACUGCCUCUGCCUUCGACACAGAUGUGUUCUGCCCGCCCCGGCCCAAGCCGUUGGCCAGGAAGGGCCAGGUAGACUUGAAGAAGUCACGACUCCGCAUGUCCCUGCAGGAGAAACUCCUCACUUACUACCGGAGCCGGGCCAACAUCCCUGCCGGCGAGCAGGCCCGGGCCAAGCAAGCUGCUGUGGACAUUUGUGCGGAGCUGCGGAGCUUCUUGCGGGCCAAGCUGCCUGACAUGCCUCUUCGGGACAUGUACCUGAGUGGCAGCCUCUACGACGACCUGCAGGUGGUGACCGCGGACCACAUCCAGCUCAUCGUACCCCUGGUGCUGGAGCAAAACCUCUGGUCGUGCAUCCCGGGUGAGGACACCAUCAUGAACGUCCCCGGCUUCUUCCUGGUUCGCCGUGAGAACCCCGAAUAUUUCCCUCGUGGGAGCAGCUACUGGGACCGCUGCGUGGUGGGUGGCUACCUGUCCCCGAAGACUGUAGCGGACACGUUCGAGAAGGUGGUGGCCGGCUCCAUCAACUGGCCGGCCAUCGGUUCCCUGCUCGACUACGUCAUCCGGCCUGCGCCGCCCCCUGAGGCCCUGACCCUAGAGGUUCAGUACGAGCGGGACAAGCACCUUGUCAUCGACUUCCUGCCCUCCGUGACCCUUGGGGACACAGUCUUGGUAGCCAGGCCCCAUCGGCUGGCCCAGUACGACAACCUAUGGCGGCUGAGCCUGCGUCCGGCCGAGACAGCACGCCUACGGGCCUUGGACCAGGCUGACUCGGGCUGCCGCGCUCUGUGCCUCAAGAUCCUCAAGGCCAUCUGCAAGUCCACCCCCUCUCUGGGCCGCCUCACUGCCAGCCAGCUCACCAACGUCAUCCUGCACUUGGCCCAGGAGGAGACCGACUGGUCUCCGGACAUGCUAGCCGACCGCUUCCUGCAGGCCUUGCGGGGGCUCAUCAGCUACUUGGAAGCCGGGGUCCUGCCCAGUGCCCUCAACCCCAAGGUGAACCUCUUUGCAGAGCUCACCCCUGAGGAAAUAGAUGAGCUAGGCUACACACUCUACUGCUCUUUGUCUGAGCCAGAGGUGCUGUUGCAGACGUAGGGCCUGGGAGGGUGGGGGCCAGGUCCAGUGUUUCCGUUUGCCACCCACUCGGCUGCUCCCCGGCCCCCAGGUGCCUGUCUCGCUGGCCACGUUACCCUUGUCACGUCCUGCUGCUGAUCAGACCGCCCUCCCCUGGCCUGUCUCUUGCCCAGCCCUUUCUAUUUUUGUUACCAAAUGCAAACACUGUGCUCGCUCCCCCAUGCCCCCAUCCCCGUCCCUGGCUCAGGCUCAUUUUUCUGGAAUGAAUCAGCAGGUGCAGCUGAGCUGUGCAGACCACUUGGCGGUAUGCAUCGGGUCACAUGUGCUUCUGCCUCCCCUUCCGUGUCCUUUCCCGAGUUCGUGCCUUCUCUGUCCUCCCCGCCAAUCACAUCUGCCUAAUCGAGAUGCUGCCUUGGAGCGGAAGGUCUCGAAGUGUCCUGCCUGCCCUCUCCAAGCUGACCUCAGCUGGUGAGUGCCGGCGGCAUUUUGGCCUUGGUCCUGCCUUGGAAUAAGGCCUGAAGAUUAGUCUCUUUCCCACCCCUCCUGUCCUAAAGUUCUGGCGGAUCCCUUUGGUCACACCCACAGCGGCGUAGUCAGGAUAAAGUGGAUGUCUGUUAUUUGGGGAUGUGUUUCUUAGUAGUCAGUGUGGAGAGCAGAGUGGGGGAAUGACCCGGUGAGUGACCUGAGACUGACAAGGAAGGUGGCAGUCAGGGACUCCCCUCCGCCCCACGGUGGGUGGUCAGCCACUUACUGGCCUUUCUGCCGUUUGGGGGAGACGCUCACGGACAUGGCUGUAGUCAUCCAGAUAAGUGGGGGCAGGUGCCAGAGACCAGCUUCUGGGGCCCCUUGCUCUGGAAUCCUACUUUAGAGCCAGAGCGGCCCCUCAGGCCCGCCUUCCCUACAGGCAGCCGAGUUCCAGGCCACCUCCAGAGUCCCAGGGCAAGCAAAUGUGCCCGUCUUCUUCCUUCGCCCUGUCUUGGCAUCUGGAGGAUGGGCACCGAUAGAAAGAGUACUUGGGGGGGGGUGUUCUGCUCUCGUCACAUCAUUUCCUGCUGUAUGCACAGCAGAGGGCAGGAGGAGUGGCACUGCAGGGCCUGCAGCUCACCCUGUGUCUUCCUGCAGGUGGGGCCGGAGCCUCAGGAUCUGGUUCUCACCUGCACCCAGUAGCUGUUCUCACCUGUCCUUUCUGGUUAUUUCUGUUCUUACUACCUCUCCACCCCCGAAUUUUGUUGAAGCGAGACAUGCAAACACACACGAGCCAUGGCUCAUUUGGACACCACCCCCUCCCCUAGACAAUGCACCCACACACCACACAUUGGAAUUUUGGGCUUCUAGAUUCUGGCCCUGGGGCUGGGAGGUUGAGAACAAGGUUGAGCCUUGGCUGUAUUUGGGUGCUUGCCUGCCUCACCUCAUUGGUUUGUUUAAGUUCUACCGCUGAGUACCUCAGGGGACCCAGUUCUGAGCAGAGCUCUCUGCCUUGCCUGUUAGGGUCAAAUGAGUAGAGGCUCUGAAUGGUGGCCCAGGGGAGGCUUUGCUCAAGGGAGGCUGGCUUCACUCUGUGCACACUGCUGGGUGUUGCCCUAGGCAGAUGGGUGGGUGGGGGGAAGAACUCCUAAGUGAAGUGGAAUUAGAAAAAUGUCUGCAGUUUUCCCCAGGGUGACAGGUGGGUACGGAGCAGCCAUUCCCUGUGUAGUUCAGGGACAGGAGUCAGGCUGGAGGUUCAGCGACCACGUGGUGAGCAGGUCCAAAGGGGUGAGAAGCCCCAGUGCAGAGCAGCUGGUAGGAGAGGUGGGGUUAUUUCAGUGGGGAGGGGGACAGGCUCAAUCCUUCCCACUUCCCCAGUCACAUCUGCAGUGCCGACCCUCACCCCAGCCCUAGGCAAGCCUGAAAGGGGGUGUGGUGGAGAUCUUGAGGUUUUUGGAUGAAGAGGGCAGCAUCCCUUCCCCUACUGCCUUUUUAAAAAUCUUUGGGGGAAGCAAGGGGACUAUCCCCCCGACCAUCUCCUCUUCUCCAGUAACUUCCCUAAGACCAUCUGCUCCUAUCCUAUCCUCUGUCCAGACAGAUAUUGGGGCCAUCUAGGUUAGCCUACAGCUUAAAAAAAGACUAAUCUUGAAAACUGGAUCAACUCCAAAGUGUGUGUAUGUUGGUUUUCUCCAUUGCUCCUUCCUAAAAAUCAGGAGCCCGGGAAAACAGUAUAUUUCUUUAUAUGCUUGGUUGUGACUUUUUUUUUUUUCCAAUAAAACACGUGUUUGGAA